GAGAGAGAGAGAACAAACUAAAGGCUUGGCAUUGACCUUGACUGUCUCGGGAGAGUGGAAGGAAGCAGAGAGAGAGAGAGAGACGAAGGUUGCGAGGUUUCAGGUGUAGAGGGGAAUGCGACCUAUUUGAAGGGAUCCAGAUCUACUUGCAGUUUCCCACUCUCUGCUUCUCCGGCGGAAGAAGCAAAGAGAAGAGAGAAGAGAGAGAGGCGAUGCAAACCCAGAGAGGGGAGUUUUGGGCUGCCUGCGGCGUUUCACAGAGGGGGAAUAGAGUAUAGGCGCAGCGACCUACUUGAACAAGGCAAUUUGAUAAUAGCAACAAGUAAAAGAAAGGCACGAACUUUGUGAACUGAUCUUCCGCCAUGGAUGCGUACGAGGCGACCAAAAUCGUAUUUUCGAGGAUACAGAGUAUAGAUCCAGAAAACGCGGCGAAGAUCAUGGGGCUUCUGUUAAUUCAAGACCAUGGCGAGAAGGAGAUGAUCCGCUUGGCUUUUGGCCCCGAAUCGCUUCUCCAAUCCGUCGUUUCCAACGCCCUGAAAGAUCUUGGCUUUCUUCCUCCGCCAUCCUCAUCCGCCGCCAUGCCGGCGUCUCCUGCGCUACCUGCACCGACGGCUAACCCCUUCCACCUCGUUGGGCAGAACUCUGCUUCCCGCCUUCUCGUUCGCCCGGCGCCCCUUGUAGUCUCAUCGCCUUCCUCAUGGGCUCCAUCCUCCCCCUUCUCCCGAUCAGGUGACGAAAUCCACUCCGGAGGUGACGAGCUCAUCGACGAAAUACACCUCCACGACCAGCUUUCAUUCUUGAACGAACCUGUAGCAUCCGGUGGUGACGAGCUCUUCUCUUACGGGAUGGGGUGGGGUUCUCCGGUGUCAAACGGUGGAAAUCAACGCCGAAACUGCUCUAUUUCCGACCUAUGCUUUGGUUCUGACCCGACAGGACUUGGUUGGAAGCCUUGCCUAUACUUUGCGAGGGGGUACUGCAAAAACGGAAGUAGUUGCCGCUUUCUCCACGGCCUCGCCGACGAGGCGAAAAUGGAUGUGGCGAUCGAGCAGGAGUUGCUGUUGCGUUCAAAAAGCCAGCGACUUAUGGCAUCUGCUGCGAGCGCGUUUCCUUACUCUCCUACUGGGUCUUCUUUACCGCAGUCGCCAUCCGGGAAUGGUAAAUGCAUGAGCUUUCUCUUGCAGCAACAGCAGAGUGAGAGCCAAAGGGCGGCAGUUGCUGCAGCAGCAGCGGCGGCGCUGAUGCUUGGAGGGGAUGACCCGCAUAAGUUCAUGGGAAGGCCAAGGAUGGAAAGGAGUGAUUUUUCUGGCAUGAUGAACCCUAGUUCAAGGCAGAUCUACUUGACCUUCCCUGCGGACAGUACUUUUCGGGAGGAAGACGUCUCAAACUACUUCAGCAUCUAUGGACCUGUGCAGGACGUGCGCAUCCCAUACCAGCAGAAGAGAAUGUUUGGGUUCGUCACCUUCGUUUACCCCGAGACUGUGAAGUUGAUCCUCGCCAAAGGCAACCCUCAUUUCGUCUGUGACGCCCGAGUUCUCGUCAAGCCGUAUAAGGAGAAGGGAAAAGUCCCCGACAAGUACAGGAAGCCAGUUGAUAGGGGGGAUUUCUCCGGUUGUAACACUCCAUCUAGUCUAGAUUCCAGAGAUCCCUUUGACCUGCAGCAGCUCGGAGCGAGAAUGCUUUAUGCUGGGAGCAACCAGGAUGCUAUGCUUAGAAGAAAACUAGAGGAGCAUCACGAGCUUCAACAAGCCAUCGAGUUACAGCAGCGUCGGUUCAUGGGACUUCAGCUCCUUGACUUCAAGCGGAACUCGGCCAUCUCCACCUCAGCAGUUGCUGUUUCUACUUCAUCACCAUUUCCGAUCACAAAUGUUCUUUCAACAACCACUUCAGAAGGAGAUAAAAGCCUAAGGACUGGGUCUGGCGCUGCUACUGCCGUUUCUCGUGCAGACCAGGAAGAGAUAGAGACAAAGACGAGUCCCAAAGAAGAUGGUGACUACGAAGAAAGCAGCGUGGAGCACAAUCUUCCUGACAGCCCAUUCGCUUCACCGACCAAGUCCGCCUUUGCCGAUUCUUUCUCAAGAACCUCAGAGGCUGAAGCUGGUGCAGCAGCCUCUGCUUCUUCUGCUCUCCUUGCUUCCACCCUGCUGCCUGCCACUUCUACUCUUGAGAACAUGGCCUCCUUUAAAUCUUGCUUCUUUCAGAUGCCGAGGCUCUCAUCCGGUCCCGGUGCAGUUGGUCUAUGAAGGGCUGCCACUCUCAACCUCAACCAAAGAAAGAAAAAAAAAACUGGCACAAAUUUGAAAAGAGAGUAGUUGGCAAGUUUCAGAAUUGUCGAAGAUUAUAGUUCCCCCAUGUUCAGUGUUUUUUUUUUAAUCUUUCUUUUCAAAGUUUUUACUUUUAUAGCAUUUACUUCGGAGUGACAAGCCAUGCUAGAGAAGGUCCCUUCUCUUCUGCUUAAGGAAAAUUGGAGAGAAGUUGGAAUGAUCAAGCCAGCAAGCAAGCGAUGAGUCGAUCAAUCAAAGGCUUUCUUCUUCUUCAUAUCAUACGGCUCUGAUGCCAUUAGAUGUAGUGCAGUAACAACAGAAUACGCAGUACAGAAAUCCACAUAGAACAAGAAACAGAACAGUGGCGAAGAGAUUAUGCGAGCUUUAAAAGGAAAAGAGAGAGUGAGAGAGAGAGAGAGGUCAAGGCUUAGCCUAAUAAAGAGUGCAGAGAAGACAAAAAUAGCCGCAGAGUUUAUAUAUGUAGAACACAGCAUCUCUCAAUCUCUGUCUCUUGCCUCUUUUAACUUUGUGGUCUCUUCCUAUUAUGUUCUCAUUUGAUCUUUUGCAUUUCCACUGGAGGAAUUAAAAUCCACCAAAUGGUAAGAUGAAAAAUUAUAUAAAAA
Molecule: messenger RNA, 2884 nt
Organism: Dendrobium catenatum
Lineage: Eukaryota; Viridiplantae; Streptophyta; Magnoliopsida; Asparagales; Orchidaceae
Product: zinc finger CCCH domain-containing protein 53
Exons: 10
Coding region: 363-2240 (625 amino acids)
Molecular function (GO): metal ion binding; RNA binding
Source: RefSeq, a predicted model, not a curated record